UUUUGGUUUUUAACAUUUUCAGUAGACUUUUAUUCCAUUAAAUUUUUUUUGAUUAUAGUUAAACAAGAAUCGAAAUUUGCUUUUUCAUUCUUAAUAGUAGAAGCCAGUUCAUUUAUAAAUAUUCAUCCGUCUAGUUUGCCAAUCCAAUUUUUAUCAUAAUUAUGAUUAAAUUAUAUUCUUUAAAGCAGCAUAAAAAAGACGGAGAAUCUCCGAAAUCUGGCAAUCAAAAAAAAGCAUCUGCUGCUCAUCUUAGAAUAACAAAAGAUUUGAACGAACUUACUCUACCAAAAACAUGUAUUACUGAAUUUCCUGACCCAGACGAUUUAUUAAAUUUCAAAUUAACCAUCUGCCCUGAUGAAGGAUCAUAUAAAGGAGGCAAAUUCAAUUUUAGUUUUAAAGUUGGAAUCAACUAUCCACAUGAACCACCCAAAGUAAAAUGUGAGACAACUGUUUACCAUCCAAACAUAGAUCUCGAUGGCAAUGUGUGUCUUAACAUAUUACGAGAGGACUGGAAACCAGUAUUGACCAUCAACAGUGUCAUUUAUGGAUUGCAGUAUUUGUUCUUGGAACCCAAUCCAGAAGAUCCACUGAAUAAAGAAGCUGCAGAUGUCUUACAAAAUAACAAAAGAUUGUUUGAUAUAAACGUUCAAAAAGCGAUGCGUGGUGGAUUAAUUGGCAAUACAUAUUUUGAGAAAUGCUUAAAAUAACAAUAAAAGAUUUGUCCUACUUGGAUAAUGUGGCUAAUACGUUA
Molecule: messenger RNA, 751 nt
Organism: Sipha flava (yellow sugarcane aphid)
Lineage: Eukaryota; Metazoa; Arthropoda; Insecta; Hemiptera; Aphididae
Gene: UbcE2M
Product: NEDD8-conjugating enzyme Ubc12
Exons: 4
Coding region: 162-707 (181 amino acids)
Source: RefSeq, a predicted model, not a curated record